Pocillopora verrucosa is the source of this 2315-nucleotide messenger RNA. Its product is annotated as glutamate-rich WD repeat-containing protein 1-like. Gene Ontology annotation, molecular function: protein binding. The record is from RefSeq and is a predicted model, not a curated record. NCBI's taxonomy places the organism in Eukaryota, Metazoa, Cnidaria, Anthozoa, Scleractinia, Pocilloporidae. Gene Ontology annotation, cellular component: nucleolus. Gene Ontology annotation, biological process: ribosome biogenesis.
CUUUUUACCAACACGGUGCAUGGGUCUGUUGACGACACGUGCGGGUGAGAGGUCUUUGAAGUUAUUUCGUUGAAGAACAUCUUGUAGUAAAAUGGCGGACGAAGGGAGCAUUGAGGGUUCUGCUGAGGAGGAGAUGGAACUUUAUGAUGAUGAUGAUGAGGGAGGUGGUGAUGAUGGUGAUGAUGCUAUUGAAGUUGAAGAUGAUGAGCAAUUUGAAGAAUCCAUACCAUCAGCUAAUGGAAAAAAGAAAACAUCCAAAUCAAAGAGGGAGGAAAUGGGAGAAAAGACGAAGGUAUUUCUUCCUGGUGAUAAGAUGGAAGAUGGAGAUGAAUUGACAUAUGACAGUUCUGCUUAUGAAAUGUACCAUGCUGCUCAAACAAAUGCUCCUUGUCUAAGUUUCGAUGUAAUACCAGAUAGCCUUGGAGACUCCAGAACAGAGUUUCCAAUGACAGCAUACAUUGUGGCUGGAACACAGGCACCACCAGGGAAACAAAAUCAUGUUAUAGUCAUGAAGAUGUCACAGUUGGACAAAACGUCCCCAAGUGAUGAUGAAAGUGAUUCUGAUGAUGAGCUUUUGGAUGAAGAACCAGAUCUAGACACAGCAAUGUUUAACCACACUGGUGGAGUUAAUAGAAUCAGACAUUCACCAAUUCCUAACCGACAUAUUGUAGCCACAUGGUCUGAGAGGGGCAAGGUUCACAUCUGGGAUAUAUCACAGCAGGUUAUUUCAGUUGAUAAUCCAUCCAUAUCUGCUGAGGCAUCCCACUCAAAAGAUAUCAAGGCACUGUUUACAUUUGACGGUCAUCAGGUUGAAGGGUUUGCUCUGGACUGGUCCAAAACAGUUCCUGGAAGACUAGCAACAGGAGAUUGUAGGAAAAAUAUCCAUCUUUGGUCACCUGUGGAGGGCGGUUCAUGGCAUGUUGACCAGAGACCUUACAGUGCGCAUACAGACUCUGUUGAAGAUAUACAGUGGAGUCCCAAUGAACAGAAUGUGUUUGCCUCAUGUUCAGUGGACAAGACGGUACGAAUAUGGGACGCAAGAGCGAAACCCACCAAAGCCUGCAUGCUGACCACGCAGGCACAUGACGCUGAUGUGAAUGUGAUUUCUUGGAACAGGAAUGAACCGUUUAUUGCUUCGGGAGGUGAUGACGGUGUUUUAAAAGUUUGGGAUCUCCGACAGUUCCAGAGCGGUGUAUCGGUAGCAAUGUUCAAGCAUCACACAGGUGCUAUCACCUCAGUGGAAUGGCAUCCUACAGACAGUUCAGUGUUUGUGGCAUCUGGCUCUGACGAUCAGGUCACGCUAUGGGACUUAGCUGUAGAAAGAGACAGCGAGGCUGACGGAAAAGGAAGGCAGUUAGAUGUUCCACCGCAAUUACUAUUCAUUCAUAUGGGCCAAAAGGAUAUUAAAGAGGUGCAUUGGCAUCCCCAGCUUCCAGGUGUGUUAAUAAGUACGGCUGAAUGUGGCUUCAAUAUCUUCAAGACCAUUAGUGUCUAAAGCUAGCACGAUCUCGUGUCCUUUGCUCUACUGUUGCGAACGAAAGGAACCUGUCUUAGUUUAUGAGGAUCGCUGGAAACUUACUUCCUGUUCAGACGAGGUAUUCGGGCUGGGCUUUGUUCUGACUGAAAACUGGAACUUCCUUCAAUAUCAGUGGUAGAACCACCUUUGUCAAUGGAACUAGCAUUUGCAGGGUUGUCAAUAACUUUUUCCAUAAGCGGCUGACGAUGGUUUUAUGGACUGCUGUGCCCGAAUAGGGGUCGUAAGGCAAAACCCAAGUACGAGCCAGCUCACAGGCUCAACAGAUGGCGGUAAGGUCUGAUGGGCGGCGGUAGACCAGCGGUAACCCGCUUUUGAUGAAAGCUCUGUUUAUGUCCACUUUAUCAGAGUCUACAAGCUUCGAUCUCUAUUUGGACAGGCUGUCAAAAUCGUAAGGCAAUUUUUAAGGGACCUACAGAGGUUUCCUUGUUUGGAUACAUAAUCAAUGAAAACUUCCACAGGAGAUUGACGUGUCUGUGAGAGGGCAUCCAAAUUUUUUUAUAAUUUUUUUGAGCUCAGUUGAAACUUCUUGUAGGUUUCUCGUAGUUAAGGUUUUACGACGUCAAGCAUAGAUAAGCCAGUCGCAAAGUACAAACCUGCCGUGAAUUGCAUUCGAUUUUUUUAGCAACUUGAGUGCUAUUUUGAAGAAAGGACUUUGCAAUUGCCAGCUCUCAUCAACAGUUUUAAGAUGUGUAUGAAGUUUUUUCUUAUAAUUUGCUUGUCUCAUUAUGAAUACAAAACUGCUGUAUAGAAUGACACAAAUUAAAAGUAUUGAAAUUGA